Molecule: messenger RNA, 732 nt
Organism: Gregarina niphandrodes
Lineage: Eukaryota; Apicomplexa; Conoidasida; Eugregarinorida; Gregarinidae
Exons: 2
Coding region: 1-732 (243 amino acids)
Source: RefSeq, a predicted model, not a curated record
AUGCCAAGCGAGUCGAAGUUUAGCGUACGGGGAUCUACAAGCAGCAAGACUAAGAAAGUGGCCUCCGAUCGAGAUGAGGAGCUGAAAGCACUUUUGAAGGCGUCUAACGAGCUGCAGGAGAAGAUUGCUAGUAUACUUGAUGCAAGGGCGGCAGACGACAAGUUACCCAAGGAUGAGGUCAAGGAAGCGAAUCCUGACUCGAGCGAUUCCAGCAGCUCGUCGGAUGAGGACAAUUCAUCGGAGUCUGGUAUGUCUUCCGGCGCAUAUUCAAGGAAGUCGUCAACCAGUUCGCUUCAGUCCAACAGACACCGACUGGCCCUGUUACGUGAGGCAAAACAACCGAGAACCUACAUCGAUCAUCACAUGACCAGAAGGCUCAUCAAGGAGCUGAACAUCAAAGAGUCAUUCAAUCCUAGGCAUGAGAAGGCCUACGAUGAUCAAUUGGACCUAUUAGAGCGUCUCACACGUGCGAAAGGAUUCGAAGUCAAUCUGUUACCCCAGGUGAUCACAAGUGUCGCGGACGACAACGUACUCUACCGCAUAAACAAAUAUGAAUUACAUCACAUCCACGAGUGGUCGAAGUUUAGAGAUCGUUUGGCCAAGAAACUAUAUCCAUACAGCAAUGAGAUCGAUAUAGUGGCUCAAAGUCUGAGUGAGCCCGAGGACCGCGAAGAUGCAGAAGACCUCGUGAUGUGGUUUGAGAAGACGAUCGCUUUAUCCAAUUUGUACUAA